AUGUCAUGUGGAAGCCUCGCUGUACCUCUCGAUUACACAGAUACGUCCUCAAAUAAAAAGCUCAUGCUGGAGCUCCUGAAGGUCGAUGCCGUGAAUAGCCCAUCCAGAGGGAGCAUCUUGUUCAACUUCGGAGGCCCUGGGGCGUCUGGAAAAGCAGAUCUUGCGUAUUUUGCUGGUAUGCUAUUAGGAGCUACUGGUGGCCAACAUGAUCUCGUGACAUUUGUUCCACGAGGCACUGGUGACACUCUCACAUUUUCCUGCUACGACAGUACGGAACAGAGGAUAUUCGCUGCCCUAUCAAAUCCAGUCCUCUCUGGCAACGCAUCCGACACUGCCUUGGGCAGGAUCUGGGCCGACAGCCAGGUCUUCUCUCAGACUUGCUACACUUCUCAAAACAAGACCGGAGACCUUGUAGGCACGGCCUUUGCAGCAAGGGACAUGAUGCAAAUCGUCGAUGCUUUGGAGGAGGAUGGCCUACUGAGGUUUUGGGGUAUUUCUUACGGUACGGUAUUGGGAGCAACUACGGCUGCAAUGUUCCCAGAGAGAAUGGACAAGGUGAUCCUCGAUGGAGUAGUGAAUCCGUUCGAGUAUUAUUCUAACCAGGAGGUGGAGCUAUACAAAGAUACCGACAAGACCUUCUACGGCUUCUGUACCGGCUGUGUCGCCAACCCCGAUAAAUGCGUGUUGGCAAAGGAAAACAUGACCGCCGCAGAACUCGAAGCCAAGGUUUACGCAUUUUUUGAGGACCUGAAAUACAACCCCAUCGUCAUCCCGGAUCCCACCGCAAGCUACGUCCUAGAUUACAGCACGGUCAAGCCGCUGAUGCACCGCCAACUCUACGCCCCCCAGGCAUGGCCGUCUGCGGCCAUUGUUCUGAACGCCUUGAUGACUCGAGACAUUGAGACAAUUGCUGCCAUCGUUGCCGAAUUGGCAGCCACCCCGGCGAUGCUGGACGCCGAGGCCCAGUUUGGCAUCAAGUGCGGCGACACUUUCGGACAGACGUCCAACAUCAGCGACAUCCUCCCCAUCGUCCACGCAAGACACGAAGCCAGCCGCUACGUAGGCGACACGGGAGAUAUCGUGCCAAUGAGGUGUGCUCAGUGGAAGAUCCCGGCCAAGGAGCGGUACAGCGGCGACUUUCGCGUCAAGACGAAGAACCCGAUGCUGGUCAUCGGCAACACCUACGACCCCGCGACGCCGCUCGCCUCAGCACGGAACGUCAGCGAGACGUUUGAGGGCAGUGUUUUGCUGCAGCAGGAUGGAUACGGCCAUUCCUCCAUCCUGCAGGCAUCGUUGUGUACGGCGAAGACUGUGAGGGCUUAUUUUGUUGACGGCAAGCUCCCUGAUACCGAUACGAUUUGUGACGUUGAUAUUCCUCUGUUUUCGGGCUCCGAUGGGUGGGACGCGGUCCUGGAGCAACUUGCUGCAGACGAAGAGUAA
This is a messenger RNA of Ilyonectria robusta, 1440 nucleotides long. RefSeq names its product TAP-like protein-domain-containing protein. The coding region runs from base 1 to 1440 and encodes 479 amino acids. The transcript has 6 exons. The record is from RefSeq and is a predicted model, not a curated record. NCBI's taxonomy places the organism in Eukaryota, Fungi, Ascomycota, Sordariomycetes, Hypocreales, Nectriaceae.